CCAUCAGUUUUGUUUUCCUUGUCCACACAACCUUCGUCUCACUCGUGUUUGCCGAAUCUUCUUCUUCCGGUGAUUGUUUUGGCAUAGCUUUUGUUUUGGGGAAAACCCAUUUGAUAAUUGUCUCUGUAACGUCGGAGAUGUUGUUCUAUAGAGCGGAUCGUGAUUGUUGUUUCUGUCGGGGAAAACAAGGAUCGUCGAUGUGGGUUUGAAUCGUAGGUGAAGGUAGCCGAACAACUUAUUCAGUAAAAUGGAGGCUCAUCAAGAACGCAGAAAACGAGUUGCUUUCGUACUGAUUGAUGGUUUAGGAGACAUAUCUAUACCGAAAUUAGGCGGUAAAACUCCUCUACAGGCAGCUAACAUUCCUAGUUUGGAUGCUAUUGCAUCUGCCGGAAUCAAUGGUUUAAUGGAUCCAGUUGAAGUCGGGUUGGGUUGCGGAAGUGACACAGCUCAUCUUUCUCUGUUGGGUUAUGACCCGAGAGUGUAUUACCGGGGAAGAGGUGCUUUCGAGUCUAUGGGUGCUGGAUUGGCUAUGUCACCCGGCGAUAUAGCUUUCAAAUCAAACUUUGCAACAUUGGAUGAGAAAUCCGGAACAGUGGUCAGUAGGAGGGCUGACCGGCAUUUUGAAGAAGAAGGGCCAAUUCUUUGUGCAGCACUUGAUGGAAUGAAGCUCCCGUCUUUCCCCGAGUAUGAAGUGCGGGUCAGAUAUGCGACUGAGCACAGAUGUGGAGUGGUUGUGAAAGGUCCAAAACUUAGCGGAAAUAUCUCGGGAACAGACCCGCUGAAAGAUAACCGUUUGCUUCUUGAAGCUAAAGCCUUGGAUAAUACAGAAGAAGCCCAUCACACUGCUAAAGUCAUUAACGAAUUAUCCCGGGAGAUAUCACGGAUUCUAGUUUCUCACCCAGUUAAUGCAAAACGAGUUGCGGAAGGGAAGAAUAUCGCCAAUGUUGUCCUUCUACGAGGCUGUGGCAUACGAAUCGAGGUCCCUCCAUUUCAGAAGAAGCACUGUUUGCGGCCGUGCAUGGUAGCUCCUACGAAAAUCAUCGCUGGAUUGGGAUUAUCUCUCGGCAUCGACAUUCUAGAAGCUCCCGGAGCCACGGGAGAUUACCGAACGCUUCUCACUUCCAAAGCAAUUGCCAUUGCCAAUGCACUCUCGGCUCCUUCGAAUAAGUGCCCGAACGUCUUUGUACCGGGUGAGGAUGAACAUAAACCGGGAAGAUCAGACGGCUAUGAUUUCGGUUUCCUUCACAUAAAGGCCAUAGAUGACGCGGGUCACGACAAGGCGACAUUGUUCAAAGUUAGAGGGUUGGAAGCUGUCGAUAAGGCGAUACUUCAGCUCGGUAAGCUUCUAUGGAAGGUGGAAUCAGAAUCUUCCGGAAUGUUCGAGUAUUUCCUGUGCGUGACCGGUGACCAUUCUACACCCGUCGAGUACGGUGACCACAGCUUCGAAACCGUCCCGUUCACAAUCUGCAGGCUAAGAGACUUCGUUGGAGCGGUCGGGGGCGAGAAUGCACUUCUUAAAACAUCGUUGGACCCGUUUCCUCUUCCGACAGUGGCGGAUUCCGGGGAAGACAUGGCCGGAGAAGAGGGAAACAGUGUAAGGAGACAAGUCGAAGCUUUUGGUGGAGAUUCGGUUUCUGAGUUCAACGAAAUUGCGGCUGCAAGAGGAUGUCUCGGUCGUUUUCCCGGUGGUGAAAUGAUGGGUGUUAUCAAGAAGUUUCUUGAGCUAAAUGUAUGAUUUCGGAGAAAAUUUUGGAUUUUUUUUCUUGGAUAAAGAAAAUAUUUCGGGGAUGAGGAAUUGAUGUCGGAUUUUCCCAAUAAGUUGUAUUUUAUUUGAACAAAUGCAUCGCAUGAUAAUAUGAUAUCUUUUUUUUUAAAUCA
Messenger RNA from Tarenaya hassleriana, 1878 nucleotides. RefSeq names its product probable 2,3-bisphosphoglycerate-independent phosphoglycerate mutase. Gene Ontology annotation, molecular function: metal ion binding. The coding region runs from base 248 to 1735 and encodes 495 amino acids. The record is from RefSeq and is a predicted model, not a curated record. The transcript is spliced from 6 exons. NCBI's taxonomy places the organism in Eukaryota, Viridiplantae, Streptophyta, Magnoliopsida, Brassicales, Cleomaceae.